AUGUCCUUAUCCAACACCAGCGUCAAAGGCUCCGGUACCCGCCUCAACCUGCGCUUGGGCGAGGCCGUGGCAACCGAGGAGACUGGAGAUUCGGAGCGCGUUGACGGACGCGACAUAGAGGAAGACGAGGAGAAGAGGGUAACAGUAGCAGUUGCAUCACUGUCCUGGGAGUCAUGGCGCGUGUGGACGGGGGUGGUAGGGCGGGAGGAGAGGUGCAGGCCGGGCUGGGAGGCGCAGUUGUAG
Plenodomus lingam JN3 is the source of this 243-nucleotide messenger RNA. Lineage: Eukaryota; Fungi; Ascomycota; Dothideomycetes; Pleosporales; Leptosphaeriaceae. The record is from RefSeq and is a predicted model, not a curated record.